Talpa occidentalis (Iberian mole) is the source of this 3615-nucleotide messenger RNA. It is a transcript of the gene ACSF3, whose product is annotated as acyl-CoA synthetase family member 3. NCBI's taxonomy places the organism in Eukaryota, Metazoa, Chordata, Mammalia, Eulipotyphla, Talpidae. Gene Ontology annotation, biological process: fatty acid metabolic process. The record is from RefSeq and is a predicted model, not a curated record. The coding region runs from base 644 to 2416 and encodes 590 amino acids. The transcript has 10 exons. Gene Ontology annotation, molecular function: medium-chain fatty acid-CoA ligase activity.
GGCCGCCCCGGCUGCGGUGCUCACGGCGCGGGCAGAGCAGGCAGACUCCCCGGGCCCUGCCCGGCCCUCCUGUCCUGCAGGAGCUUGGCCGCCCGGCCGCGGGCCCAGCUUCCUGCUGCUGCUGCUGCUGGCUCGGUGGUUGUCCAGUCCUGCCAGCCCCGGGCGCCGCGGAGCCAGGUUCCAGGUUGGAAACAGUCCGCCCCUCACCCAGGAGCCUGCUUCCAGGCCUCCGCCGGCCUCCCAGCGCCCACUGUGCUGCGGGCCGCCCAGGGCGGGGCCCGCCUGAGCCUGCUGGCGCCUGGUGUCCAGGCUGCCCGCGGGCGCGUUCCCGCUGAGUCCCGACUCAGACCCCGGAACACUGUCGUUCCGAAACAGCCACAGGUGCGUCGCGCUCCAGGAGCUUCUUCGGUUUUGCCUGGUUCGGUUCAUUGUUUCAGGGUGUUUGAGGGCCCGGGGGUCCUUAAACUCAUGCGGCUAAGCUAGCGCCUGAGUGGUAGGCGUGUCCCGGGGCAGGCGCUCUCCUUGCUGGGGUGCCUCCUGACUCGGGGGCGGGGCGAGGGCUCGGCAGGUGACCGCUCUGCAUCUUGCUCGCUCAGGCCGCUCUCACCCCAGCGCCCUCUCUUUCAGCUUCGUUCCAGUCACCAUGUUGGUCAGCGCGGUGUGGCCCCACGUGGCGAUGUCCUUCCGGCGCCUGGUCCGGGCCCUGGCCCCCUGCCGGCCGGCUCCCCAGGCGCGGCACAGCCGGAGCGCCUCCCUGCACUUGGCCCCGGCAUCCCAGCCCGACAGGAGCGCCCCGGUGUUCACCCGUGCCCUGGCCUUCGGAGACAGGACGGCGCUGGUGGACCGCCAUGGCCGCCACACCUACCGAGAGCUGUACCGGCGUAGCUGCCGCCUGGCCCGGGAACUGUGCGGGCUGCGUGCCUGCGCGGGUGGGGACCUUGGCGAGGAGAGGGUCGCCUUCCUGUGCUCCAACGAUGCCUCCUACGUGCUGGCCCAGUGGGCCGUGUGGAUGAGCGGGGGCGUGGCCGUGCCCCUGCCCCGCGGGCACCCGCCAGCCCAACUGGAGUACUUCCUCCAGGACUCGCGCAGCUCCGUGGUGCUCGCCGGCCUGGAGCACGUGGAGCUGCUGCGCCCCGUGGCCGGGAAGCUGGGUGUCCCGCUCCUGCCACUCACGCCCGAGGUCUGCGACGGGGCCGAGGAGCCUAGCGAGGGGGCCAUGCCCGAGCGGGACUGGCGGGACCGGGGCGCCAUGAUCAUCUACACCAGCGGGACCACGGGCAGGCCCAAAGGUGUCCUGAGUACCCAUCACAACAUCAGGGCUGUGGUGACCGGGCUGGUGCACAGAUGGGCCUGGACCAAGGAUGACGUCAUCCUGCACGUGCUCCCGCUGCACCACGUCCACGGCGUGGUCAACAAGCUGCUGUGCCCGCUCUGGGUGGGCGCCACCUGCGUGAUGCUGCCUGAGUUCAGCGCCCAGCAGGUUUGGGAAAAGCUCCUGAGCUCGGAAGCCCCGCGGGUGAACGUGUUCAUGGCGGUGCCCACCAUCUACUCCAAGCUGAUGGACUACCACGACAGGCACUUCGCCCAGCCGCACGUGCGGGACUUUGUCCGCGCCGUCUGCGAGGAGAACAUCAGGCUGAUGGUGUCGGGCUCGGCCGCCCUGCCCCUGCCGGUGCUGGAGCGGUGGCGGGCCCUCACGGGCCACACCCUGCUGGAGCGGUACGGCAUGACGGAGAUCGGCAUGGCCCUGUCCAACCCGCUGAGCCCCGCCGCCCGCCUGCCAGGAUCCGUGGGGACCCCGCUGCCUGGCGUCGAGGUGCGCAUCGUCUCGGAGCACCCGCAGAAGGACGGCGGCCCCUAUGUCCUCCACGCGGAAGGCAACGAGCAGGGGACCCAGGUGACCCCGGGGCUCAAGGAGAAGGAAGGGGAGCUCUUGGUCAGGGGACCCUCUGUGUUUCGGGAGUACUGGGACAAGCCGGAGGCCACCAAGGGCGCCUUCACCCCGGACGGCUGGUUCAAGACAGGUGACACGGCCGUGUUCAGGGACGGCGCCUACUGGAUCCGGGGCCGCACCUCCGUGGACAUCCUCAAGAGCGGCGGCUACAAGGUCAGCGCCCUGGAGGUGGAGCGGCUGCUGCUGGCACAUCCCAGCAUCACAGAUGUGGCCGUGAUCGGAGUUCCAGACAUGACGUGGGGGCAGCGAGUCACCGCCGUGCUGACCCUUCAGGAAGGACACACGCUGUCCCUCAGGGAGCUCAAGGAGUGGGCACGAGGGGUGCUGGCGCCGUACGCCGUGCCCGCGGAGCUGCUGCUGGUGGAGGAGAUCCCGCGGAACCCGAUGGGGAAGAUCAACAAGAAGGAUCUGCUCCGGCAAUUCUACCCAGAUGCCCAGGGCGCCCCCGCGGGCCCAGCCUAGAGCCCUGUGCCUGGACAGAGACCUGGGCGAGGCUCAGGCUACGUGGACGCCAGAACCUGGCCCCGGCAGCCCCAGGAGCCCGUCCUCCGCCCACACCGCUCUGCCCGUCGCCCUCCCCUGGGACGGAGCAGGUGUGUCCCUGCACUGUCCGCUGCCCCCGGAGUGAGGGUUUGCUCCCCAGAAAGCCGCCUCUUCAGGGGCGGCCCCCAUCCUCCUUCCUCGGAGCCCCCCAGCCUGUGUGGGCUGUGCUGGGCGCUGCACGGAGACCUGUGGCAGGACUCGGGCAGGGCGCGCAGGAAGGCCCAGCCACCACCCCCCAAGCUGGAGCCAGCAGUGCCCUCAUGUCGGGUAAGUCCUGGCUCAGGGCAGGGGUUGGGCUCCGUGGUGCCGGUGGCCAGGCAGGAGCCAAGGGCCCAUUUGGGGAACAGGGCCCGUAUCCACCUGCUGAGCUCGGGGUCGUGCCCAGGACAGUGCCCCUGGUGGCUGAGCGGGCGAGGGUGCCACUGGGUCUGCGCCGCGCCCAGAGACGGGGCCUUCCACGGCCGGGCUGAGAGCCCCGCUCCUGUGCACAUGGCCAGCAGCCACCUGCUCAAGGCCGGCUCUGCAGGGGUGCUGGGCGUGCGCAUGCCCAUGGGCAGGCGUGUGUGACGGGCUGGACUGCCAGGCAACAGGGCCGUGCCCCGAGAAACCCCAGGUCUCCGCGACUUAGGAAACUUCAGCUCCGUUUCACAUCAACUUUCUACGUGAGAGUAUUUUGAAGGACUCCAGCACUGAAGAGUAAAUUCAUGUAUUAGUUUUCAAAGAUUGGUUUAUUUAUGCAUGCGAGACCUGGGCUGCAGGCCAGAGGUGGGGGGUGGGAGACUCGCCAGAGCCAGAGCGGGGAGCAGAACAGGCAGACGGACCGAAGGACACUGCUGGGGGGAGCAGCGGGCGGCAGGAGAGGUCUGCGCGCCAUGUGGGACCCUCCUCCGGUGGCCGGGGAUCGAACUGGUGCUGCAGCGGCUGCGGACAGCUCCAUAGGUUGCGUCUUAACCCCUUGCGCUGCCGGGGAGGCCCAGCAAAGCAAAUUUAAAACUUUUAGUCCAUAAAGGAUCCUCUCCUGGGACCUCUCAUCUCCAGACCCCUUCCCCUCACUCUGCGCUGCCACACCCACCUCUGCCUGCUCCCCCUACAGCCCUGGGCCGGGCACCUCUCGUCCA